UAUCUUCCAUAACGAUGUAAGGUUUUCUAAGAUAGAGAGUGUGACUGACCAAAGCCACUGAGCAUGUCUGUUAGUUUGUUUGUUUUUGUUUGUUUCUUUUCUAACCAGUCAGUGACUGUCUGUUUGUUUACAGGUUUGGCUCUUCAGUCUCUGGAACCCAAAAGGAAAUUCAGCCCCUGCUGUCUGCUGAGCCCGCCCCCUCCCCCCCUCUUCCCUCCUCCACCUGUCAUCUGGGAGAGACGCAACCGGGCUGUGGAUUCUCCUCCUGCCACAGGGACAAAAGAGGACAAAGGCAAACAGAGCCACACUACCUGCUCCCCUGGUCCUCCUGGACCCGCCGGCCCACCUGGUCCACAGGGUCUACCUGGAAUCCCAGGUCCAAAAGGUCCUAAGGGGGAAAAGGGAGAACUCGGACGACCUGGACAAAAGGGGCGAACUGGAUCACCAGGUCUCCCUGGCCGACAAGGACCAAGUGGCUGGCCAGGACCAAAAGGGCCCAAAGGUGAAAAAGGGGACCCAGGAAUGAUGGGAUUGCCUGGGGGCAGAGGACCAAUAGGACCUAAGGGCUUACCAGGAUAUAAAGGAGAGAAGGGGUCGCGAGGUGACCGAGGAGAGGCUGGACAAAGGGGUGAAAGGGGCUCAAUGGGUCUUCCAGGAAUGCUUGGCCAGAAGGGGGAGAUGGGACCAAAAGGUGAGCCUGGAAUCUCAGGGAACAGAGGGCCAACGGGAAGGCCAGGGAAGAGAGGCAAACAGGGUUUGAAAGGAGACAUCGGUAUGGUUGGUCCAAUGGGUCCUCCUGGACCUCAGGGAUCCCCUGGUCACCCAGGUCCACCUGGUCAACCUGCCUCAGGACUCUACUUAGUUGGGCCGAAAGGAGAGAAAGGUCACCCGGGCAGCCCAGGACGCUGCGGCUGCAACGCUCCUCUGGGUGUCAGUAACAACCCUCCGUUUGACGAGCUGUCAUUUAGGAGUAACCACCCCAAAGUCCCUGUGAUAUUUGUGGUGAACAACGAGCAGGAACUAUAUCGGCUUCACACGGAUAAUGCCCUGGCUUUCCGGAAAGACCAGAGAGCCCUUUACUUCAAGGACAUUGAGGGCUGGAUGCCAAUCCAGACUUUGUCAUUCCAGCUCACCCCAUUCCAAUCCAUGGAACACGCUCCGGAUGGGUUCUGUGGAGACGGAAUCGUCCAGCCGGAGAACGGAGAGGAUUGUGAUGAUGGGAACCGGGUGGUGACUGACGGCUGUGUCAAGUGUAAGCAUGCAUUCUGUGGAGAUGGAUACAGGUACGAGGGAGCUGAGGAGUGCGACGGGAAAGACUUUGGCUAUCAGACGUGCAAAUCUUACCUGCCGGGAUCAUACGGACAUCUCAGAUGCACCGCUGACUGUUUCAUCGAUUCUACAAACUGCAAAUAUUUCACAUGAGACCCAGGAAGAUGAAGAUGCGCCAAUGGAGCUCUCGACGUCUUGCUUUCAUGGCAUGAAAAAGACACGCAAAUCAGACACGCUGCAAACCAGAGGCUCCGGAGACGGGAUCACGCAAUAUUUGAUUCAAAGGAAAAAAAAAAACAAAAAAAAAACGACAACAUGGAAACCAGUGUAAUGUUCUGUCAAGCUGUUUUUGGAUUUGCUGCUGGUGAAGCUUUGUAUCUCACUGACGAGGGAGAUCUGCUCCCUGCCACACACACACAACCUCACGCUCUCCGUCUUACAGACUAAACCCGACUAGAGGACUCAGCCAAGACUUCAGACGCCAUGUCCUGCUCCUCUCUCUGCCCACACUGCCUGCUGCACCCAGACGAAGACUGUUCAUCGUUUCAGGGCAGACGAGUACAGGCUGGAAACUCAAUACCUCAACGUAGUACUGUUCAAAAGGGCCGCCACCUUCCUACGGCCUCUUACCUGCCCUCAUACCCAGGGUGCUGUGUGAUUAUACUGCAAUAUGAAUGAGUGGCAUUUUGCAUGAGAUAGCUGUAGCUAUGGAAACAGAGGUCACAAACAAGGCAUGUAACCAAGGCUUAAAUAAACAGGCCUGCUUAUCUAUUAGAGCUGUAUAAAUAGACAGACCCAGACCAAAUUAGUGUAUGGAGGAAACCACGCAUUGUUAUUGAAGGCUUCAAUCAGAGGGUUUCAAACAGCUUCAAGCCUCUGCUCAUAGGGCGAAAUGGUGACGAGAACCUUUCCACAGGCAGCGGAUUAGUGCUGAGACUGCUAAGCCAAGCGCUGGCUUUUGAAACAUCGAGAAAGAAAAAAAAAAAGGUUUCCAUGCCAUGGGAAAAA
This is a messenger RNA of Chanos chanos (milkfish), 2277 nucleotides long. RefSeq names its product collagen-like tail subunit (single strand of homotrimer) of asymmetric acetylcholinesterase (gene colq). The transcript has 16 exons. NCBI's taxonomy places the organism in Eukaryota, Metazoa, Chordata, Actinopteri, Gonorynchiformes, Chanidae. Gene Ontology annotation, molecular function: extracellular matrix structural constituent conferring tensile strength. Bases 64 to 1422 code for a protein of 452 amino acids. Gene Ontology annotation, biological process: extracellular matrix organization. The record is from RefSeq and is a predicted model, not a curated record.